Ctenopharyngodon idella (grass carp) is the source of this 2125-nucleotide messenger RNA. Its product is annotated as C1q-related factor-like. The transcript has 2 exons. The record is from RefSeq and is a predicted model, not a curated record. The coding region runs from base 387 to 1217 and encodes 276 amino acids. Lineage: Eukaryota; Metazoa; Chordata; Actinopteri; Cypriniformes; Xenocyprididae. Gene Ontology annotation, molecular function: protein binding.
UUUUGAGUCAUACAAAGAAACACACUAGAAGGGCAUUCUCUCUCUCUUUCGCUCUGUCUCUCUCAAUCCUACUUCCUUCCUCAACGCCCAAACACUUCUCUCCACUCACCUGCUGAAACAGUGAAUGCUCUCUCUCUUUCUCUCUCUCUCUCUUUUUCUCUCUCUCUCUUUCAAGCAGGAAAGACAUACACACACUCAUCUCAAAUCCUUGGUGGUUCUCAUUUCCCUUCUCAUCUCCGUGAGCACCUGACAUUGAGGGAGCUUGUUCCCUCUCACUUCCAGAGGUCAAUAUUCCGACUUGUGGUGAGAGCUCCGCGCUGGCGGCCCAGCCCCUUUCCCGUUUCAGCCUGGGACGGAAGACCCUGCUGGGGGCUGGCGUGGCCGUGAUGCUGCUCUUGGUACUGGUGGUCCUCAUUCCUGUUUUGGUUCAUGUGGCAGGCAGCAGCGAAAACGGAGGUCAGUACGAGAUGCUGGGCACUUGCCGAAUGGUCUGCGAUCCGUUCUUGGAAAAAACUGGCACUACAGCCGGUAUCGGUACGGGAACAGCUAUCACUAAUACGCAACUGGAAGCCGAGGCACUGACUGAUCAUAGCAUGGGACCCCCGUUGCCGACCUAUGCCCACGGACCACAGGGCAAACCUGGCCGGCAAGGAAAACCAGGGCUACCGGGACCUCCAGGACCCCCAGGACCACCUGGAGAGCCUGGUCCUCCAGGACCAAUGGGGCCACCGGGAAAUAAAAACCACACAGAGCGACCGGAGAUCUUCGCUCUGGGUGGAAGAACAGCUACCGGAAUGGGCACAGCAGUUUAUACCAUGGGACCCCGCGUGGCCUUCUACGCAGGUCUGCGAAACCCGCAGGAGGGCUAUGAGGUUCUGAGGUUUGACGACGUAGUUACAAACAUUGGGAAUAACUAUGAUGGAUCGACUGGGAAAUUUGUGUGCAAGGUUCCAGGGACGUACUUCUUCACAUACAACGUCCUCAUGAGAGGAGGGGAUGGAACCAGUAUGUGGGCAGAUCUUCUGAAAAACGGACAGGUGAGAGCCAGUGCCAUCGCCCAGGAUCAGGAUCAGAGUUAUGACUACGCCUCAAACACGGUCAUCCUACACCUGGACCCUGGGGACGAGAUCUUCAUCAAGCUGGAUGGUGGGAAGGCACACGGCGGAAACAGCAACAAGUACAGCACUUUCGCUGGCUUUAUUCUGUACAGUGACUAGAGGUCAAGAGGUCAUUGAAAUCAGUCUCAUGUUUGUAUAGAUAAGAGAUAUUAGGGGGUCUUAAUUGAUUUAAGUUGUAAAUCUGCUAUUUACCUGAAAUUAACAGCUAUACACACAUAACUGAGUCACAAAACACAAGAUAAUUUGUUUAAAGGGUCAAAUGAUUCAUUAUGCACCCAGAAGGGAAUGGCCCUGUAUGUUUUGCUGUAGUAGGCACUUGGUUUAAAACAGCCUGGAGAGAACACAACAGGAAGUGGUUUUCGAUUCUUGAAUCUGCCCAGAAACCUUCAACAGACAUGCAUGAAAUCAACCAGAACGAGAGAGCAGGGCUUCAGGGUUUCAUCAGAGUCGUACCUGAUUGAAAACCCAGUCAAGUGAGUGUUGAUAUUUCAUUAUGAUGUUGUCUUUGUAUGUAUGAUCAAUCUGUAAUCUACACUGAUGUUAAUCAAUGUGUCCGACAAUGUGAAGUGAAUGAUGUUAAAUUAUUCUCUAAAAUCUUAAUAAGAUGAGUGUAUGCACCUGGUUUUGACUGCUGUAAAUUACACCUUGUCCGUUGUAGAUGAUAGUAUUUGUGAUUGAUGUGUGGAUGUGGAAAUACUAGCACAAAUAAAGCUCAGCAUUCAUUUCAGCUUUUAGCUAAAGCUAAAUCCGUUCAUUGUAGCUUUUACUAAUAAUUAGGAAGUAUGUGGCUUUCUUAGCUAAUAUUACCAUUAAAAAACCCUUAGCCUACUAAAAGUUAACAAUGGAUGGAGAUCUAACUGUAACAGUGAUAUCUCAUUUAUAAUGAUGAGCACAUAUCCAAAACGAUGUACUGUAUAUAUCACAAUAAUCAUGACCUGUACAAUGUAUCUAAAUAUCUUCUGUUCUAAAUGUAACAGCUAGAUUUUUGCUUUUGCUAAUAAAUGGGA